Molecule: messenger RNA, 1163 nt
Organism: Bursaphelenchus okinawaensis
Lineage: Eukaryota; Metazoa; Nematoda; Chromadorea; Rhabditida; Aphelenchoididae
Source: the annotation of a GenBank genome assembly
AUGAGUCUCCUCGAAAAGACAAACGGCCACGCUGAUGGAUCGGUUGUCGUUCCGGCCAGCCGGCUGUCGGAUCAAAAGGCUGAUAUCAGACUUGCCAGGAUGUUGGUUCGUGUUAUCUCGUUGUCUCUGCUGGUGUUGUUCUACAACCAAGCGUACGCGUUCUUCGACUAUGGUGAUGUAGAUAACCAAGUUUCUGGUAAGAAACAUUGAGAUUGUAGCUUUAGGUGGCAUAUUGUAGUAGGUUAUGAGGCAAAACGUAAAUGAGUUACCAUAGUUUUACUUCUGUUUAAUUGAUAGUUUAUCUAAAAAAUUUAUUUUGUCAGUUUACAUAGUAAUGUGUCAAAUAUAAAAUGAAGAGUGUUAGUUGAUAUACUGUACCUUGUAUACUAUAACAUUAUAAAUAAAAAUUUAAUUCAAACGCGUCGUAUUUCAUAUUGUAUCCUAGAAAUCGUGCCAAAAGAAGUCAAGACUUUCUACGAUGGCUUGACUACAGAAGACCGUGCUGUCCUGAAGAAGGUGCUGAGCAAAGGCAGUACGUAUAGUAAUGUCAGCGAGGUACUGAACGACAUCAAGAAUGGCUCCCAAUCUCUGUACGAUAAGGCUGUAGCCUUGGUCACUGACUUCAGGGGUACUAUGUCUAAGUUGGGUGCUAACUCGACUAAGUUUAUUGAUGAGGUAAGCAUGCUGUUGUGCCUGUCGUACUCAUACACAACUCACAUUGUACUUUUGUUCUUCAAUCUCAAGACUAUUUAUUACCUUUGCAGACUGUUUUAUCUUCUAUAUUACUCUUUUAUGAGUCAUAUAUUACUCUUUCAGACUGUCCUACAAAUCCAAAGAGCUUUGGGAGAAACCUUCUCGCUUCAGAAGGUGAAGGCUGAAGCCAAUGUAGCUGUGGCACGGUACCAAGCUCUGGAUGAAGCUACGAAGAACGAGUUGAAAGAAGCCUUCCCGAUUGUCGCUACCAUCAUUAACAGUACGUCAUCACUUCCAUUUUGUAUUUUAGGAUAUUAACUUCUUUGUAUUACAAAUUGUGAAUCAAACUGGUACUACUAAACCCUGACACACCUUGUAAUUAAACAAACUUUGUCAUUUAAAUUGUCACCUUUUCAGACCCCAUCUUCCAAACCCUGGCAGCCGGACUACUGGGCAUCACAGCCAACUAA